UAACCCUAACCCUCCGAUGGUUUCAGGUGAUGCCGGCCGUAAACUCCGCUGUGGAGCACCUCAAAACUUCUUCUCCGUUGGACGUUGAGCUUCCUGGCCUAUGGACAGCACGGAGAGCGACCAUGCUUAGCUUUUUGAAGGUCAGUCGCCUGUCACCGCUUCUGUCCGCUUGGUGGAUGACCGCACGAGUUGUCGCUGAGAACGUCGAUGAUGGACCACAAGGAGCAGAGCUACUGGCAGGAGACGGGGCGAUGGGCGGCCAACGAGGAGAGCUUCGAUCCACAGUCCGGCGUGUGGGCGUCCUCGCCCGUCUCGUACCUCACCUUCAAGAGUCUGGUCCAGUUGCGACGUUCCAUGAACACUGGUGUGGUGCUUUUCGACUGUGUGGAGAAAACCUUGGAUGGCAUCGCAGAGAAGAUUGUCGCUGAAAUGCUUAAGCAGAAGCAGAUCAGACCAGGAGACCAGGAGGGGGUCAUGAAAUGCCUGCUCCAGAACCGCUGCCAACAAGCCGAUCCAGAGAGUCAAGCCCUGACGGACGAAGUGGACCUCCACAGGUUCUCCGUCAAGGAAAGGAAGGAAGAAUCUGACCACGUCGAGGCUUCAAUGGUGUUAGUAGGAGUUUUGGACUUCCUGGAAAAGCCAGCGGUCGUCUUUGUGCGUCUGAAGGAGGCGGCGGCGCUCGACUCGGCCUUGGAGGCUCCAGAGCCGAUACGCUUCGUCUUGGUGCUGAUCGGGCCCGCCAAUGCCGAAUUGGAUUACCAUGAAACCGGGCGAGCCAUGGCGGCGCUCAUGGCCGAUAAAUUGUUCAACCAGACGGCGUCUCGGGCGAAAAGCCUACGAAACUUGACCGAAGCCGUCGGCGACUUCAUGGACUGCAGCAUUGUCAUCCCGCCCACCGAGAUCCAAAACGAAGCCAUGCUCACUUCCAUCGUCAACUUCCAGAAGAAAUUGCUCAAGGAUAGAGUCCACUCGUCGGAGCCCGUGUUGGAAAGCAAGCCGAGUCAGAUUACAUUCUCUUCCGCACCACCGCCCGAAGACCCCCUGUCCCGCACGGGUCGACCGUUCGGCGGGAUGAUACGAGACAUUCGAAGACGAUACCAGUAUUACAAGAGCGACAUUACCGAUGCUCUCAACGCUCAGGUCCUUGCUGCCAUUAUCUUCAUCUACUUUGCAGCGCUCUCUCCCGCCAUCACUUUUGGGGGCCUCCUAGCGGACAAGGUGGAGGAUAUGAUGGGCGUCUCGGAGCUUCUCAUCUCCACAAGCAUCCAGGGGAUUAUCUUCUGUUUCGUUGCUGCCCAGCCUGUUCUUGUCAUCGGCUUCUCCGGUCCUUUGUUAGUGUUUGAAGAGGCCUUCUUUGCUUUCUGCAAGUCCCAGGAGAUCGAGUACAUCGUCGGGCGAGUGUGGGUGGGCGUGUGGCUGGUGAUCAUCGUGGUGGUCAUCGUAGCGUGCGAGGGAAGCUUCCUGGUGCGCUUCAUCUCCCGCUUCACCCAGGAGAUCUUCUCCAUCCUCAUCUCCAUCAUCUUCAUCUACGAAACCUUCGCCAAGCUCGCCAGGAUCUUCAAGGCUCAUCCGCUGAUUCUGAAUUACGAUCAUCUGAACGCAUCUUUAGAAAACCCCUGGCACCCAAAAGUGGAACGGGCGGUCAUGUUCGACAACGAGACAGGCAACACGACCGUUAUCGCCCGAACUUUAAUGCCAGCCUACCCUAACACGGCCCUGCUCUCCAUGUGCCUCAUGCUUGGCUGUUUCUUCAUUGCAUACUUCUUGCGCCAGUUCAAGAACGGAACAUUUCUGCCGGGAAAGGUCAGACGUUUGUUAGGUGACUUUGGUGUGCCCAUUGCCAUUUUCCUCAUGAUUGUGGUGGACUACUCCAUUGGAGACACCUACACUCAGAAACUGGUGGUCCCUAAAGGUCUGAUGGUGUCGAAUCCCGCCAAAAGAGGCUGGCUCAUCAACCCAUUUGGCGAGCACUCACCCUUCCCCGUAUGGAUGAUGUUUGCGUGCUGCGUUCCGGCUUUGCUCGUCUUCAUCCUCAUCUUCUUGGAGUCUCAAAUCACAACCUUGAUCGUGAGCAAACCCGAGAGGAAGAUGGUCAAAGGCUCCGGCUUCCACUUUGACCUUCUGAUUUUGGUGGGCAUGGGCGGGAUCAGCGCCAUAUUUGGCGUGCCGUGGCUGAGCGCCGCCACGGUGCGCUCUGUCACUCACGCCAACGCCCUCACCGUCAUGAGCAAAGGAACCAAACCUGUGAUCGAGAAAGUGCUGGAACAAAGGGUCAGCGGGAUUGUUGUUGCCCUACUGGUUGGUCUGUCCAUUUUAAUGGAGCCCAUCCUGAAAUUGAUUCCCAUGGCAGCCUUGUUUGGGAUCUUCCUCUACAUGGGUGUCACAUCACUCAACGGCAUCCAGCUGUGGGAUCGUAUGCUGCUUCUGCUCAUCCCCAAAAAAUAUCAUCCCAACGAGCCAUAUGCGACCAAAGUGAACACCAAAAGAAUGCACUUGUUCACAGUCAUCCAGAUCGUGAGCCUGGCUCUUCUGUGGAUUAUUAAAUCCAGUCCGGCAUCCCUUGCACUCCCAUUCAUACUCAUCCUCACCAUUCCCUUACGCAUGCUCAUGACUGGGCGUCUCUUCACCGAGCUGGAGAUGAAAUGUUUGGAUGCUGAUGACGCCAAAGUGACCUUUGAGGAGGAGCCGGGACAAGAUGUGUACUGGGAAACUCAGAUGCCAUUGUAGAUGUAGAGAAUGGCCACUUGUAAUAAAAAAUACAUUUAAAAAAAACAGAAAACACCACUCAAAUUAAAGUUUGCUGGUAAUUGUAUUCCAUUAAAAGUGGCUGUAGAAUAGUUCUUACGAACUGUUAUUUAAAUGUGACAAAUCAAUUUUUUCUAAUUGAAAAAAAAUUGGCCGUUUUCCUACUCAUGAAAGGACUUCAUAUUUUACUGAAAGUAAAUAAAAUGAUCAUUGCGGAAACAUUC
Molecule: messenger RNA, 2969 nt
Organism: Syngnathus typhle (broad-nosed pipefish)
Lineage: Eukaryota; Metazoa; Chordata; Actinopteri; Syngnathiformes; Syngnathidae
Gene: slc4a1b
Product: solute carrier family 4 member 1b (Diego blood group)
Exons: 18
Coding region: 208-2727 (839 amino acids)
Biological process (GO): bicarbonate transport; transmembrane transport; regulation of intracellular pH
Cellular component (GO): plasma membrane; basolateral plasma membrane
Molecular function (GO): solute:inorganic anion antiporter activity; monoatomic anion transmembrane transporter activity; bicarbonate transmembrane transporter activity
Source: RefSeq, a predicted model, not a curated record